Messenger RNA from Charadrius vociferus (killdeer), 1489 nucleotides. RefSeq names its product mitochondrial translational release factor 1 (gene MTRF1). Bases 18 to 1385 code for a protein of 455 amino acids. The record is from RefSeq and is a predicted model, not a curated record. Gene Ontology annotation, biological process: translational termination. Gene Ontology annotation, molecular function: translation release factor activity. NCBI's taxonomy places the organism in Eukaryota, Metazoa, Chordata, Aves, Charadriiformes, Charadriidae. The transcript has 9 exons.
GAAAAGUAAGAAGCAAAAUGAAACCUUUCCAAAGUGUCUGUCUUUUUAAGAGCCUGCUUGCCAAUUCCUACUGUCACGGUCAACUUCACAGCCGUCUUCUCCCUCCUGUUGCAAAGAAGAUAAGUUAUGUGGUGGGACUGCACAACUGUGGAUUUUGGAGGCCAAAAUCUUUGUUGGACACGGCUAGAUUCACUCUGCCUUUUAACAGUCGGCAUAGGAAAAAACAUCAGGAUUCUCGAGGAUUGUGGAAACAUGAGGCUGUGCAGAAGUAUCUGGAGACUCUAAGCAAGGAAUACCAGCAGGUUAGUCGUCUGUUAAAUGCUGACUCAAUAAAUGACUUUGAGCAAAGAACCCUGAAGAGAAGAUGUGCCGAUCUGUCCCCCAUUGCAGCUGCAUUUCAAGAAAUCAAAGAGGCUGAAAGGGAAGUUCAGGAGUUAGAAGCUAUGUGCAGAGAGCUAGACAGCAGAGAUGAGAAACAACUUCUAGAGCUUGCCUUAGAAGAGAAGGAAACCCUGGAUAAAAAAAUCAACAUGCUGUGCAGAAAGCUUUUCCAGCUUCUAGUGCCAAAGGAAAAAUAUGAUAGAAGUCAUGUCAUAUUAGAAGUGACAGCUGGCAGAACGACUGGAGGAGACAUCUGCCAACAGUUCACUAAAGAAAUGUUUGAGAUGUACCAGAACUAUGCAGACUAUAAAUGUUGGACCUUUGACAUUGUGAACUAUACGCCAGCUGAGAUAGGUGGGUUGCAUCAUGCCGCUGCUCAUAUUUCAGGAGAUGAUGUCUACAGGCACCUAAAAUAUGAAGGAGGGACUCAUCGAGUCCAGCGAAUCCCUGAGACGGGCCUAUCGUCAAGAAUGCAGCGUAUUCACACUGGGACAAUGUCAGUUAUUGUCCUCCCUCAACCAGAGGAGGUUGAUGUUAAAGUGGAUCCCAAAGAUUUGCGUAUAGAUACAUUCAGGGCCAAAGGAGCAGGAGGGCAACAUGUUAACAAAACCGAUAGUGCUGUGAGAAUUGUACACCUUCCCACAGGACUAGCAGUUGAGUGCCAGCAGGAGCGAUCACAGCUUUUGAACAAGGAAAUAGCUCUGCGGACACUGAGAGCAAAGCUGUACCAGCAGGUCAUUGAAAAACAACUAAGUCAAGAGCAGAGUGCCAGAAAACUGCAGUUGGGAACAAGAGCCCAGUCAGAGAGAAUUCGUACUUAUAACUUCACCCAGGACAGAGUCACUGACCACAGGAUCUCGUACGAUGCACGCAAUAUCAAGGAAAUUCUAAGUGGGAAAGAAGCUCUGGAUAAGCUAAUCAACAGACUACUGGAGUUUGCAGAGAUAGAGGCUGUCACCGAAUAUCUAGAAAAUUUACAGGCUUUAGAAGGAGGAGGCUGCUGAAGGCCUUGUGUAGAGUUAAAGCAGAAAUGUUGUGUUCUGUAGCAAAAUGAAAUGGAUGCAUUUGUUAGAUAUAGAUGGAUUAAAAUCCAUGCCUCUGUUUUUCA